AUGUUUUUCUCGCCGCAAAUUAAUUUAUUACUCUUCAACAAAAUGCCGCUCCAACUGACUAAACCAGCGCCUCAGUUCAAGACCACAGCAGUGGUGAACGGCGAGUUCAAAGACGUGGCGCUCUCAGACUACAAGGGCAAAUACGUUGUGCUGUUCUUCUACCCGUUAGACUUCACAUUUGUUUGCCCGACCGAGAUCAUCGCCUUCUCGGAGCGCGCUGAUGACUUCCGCAAGAUCGGCUGCGAAGUGAUUGCUGCUUCCACAGACUCACACUUCACACAUCUGGCCUGGAUCAACACACCCCGCAAGCAGGGUGGUCUUGGUCCAAUGAACAUCCCAAUUAUCAGCGACAAGUCUCACCGCAUCGCGCGCGACUACGGAGUUCUGGACGAAGAGAGUGGUAUUCCCUUCCGUGGCCUCUUCAUCAUCGAUGACAAGCAACUGCUGCGUCAGAUCACAGUCAACGACUUGCCUGUUGGACGCUCUGUAGACGAAACACUUCGUCUUGUUCAAGCAUUCCAGUUCACAGACAAAUACGGUGAAGUAUGCCCAGCUAACUGGCACCCAGGCUCCAAAACCAUUAAGCCUGACACCAAAGCUGCGCAGGAGUACUUUGGAGAUGCCAACUAA
This is a messenger RNA of Leptosia nina, 630 nucleotides long. NCBI's taxonomy places the organism in Eukaryota, Metazoa, Arthropoda, Insecta, Lepidoptera, Pieridae. The record is from the annotation of a GenBank genome assembly.